UGGGGGAAAUAAAAUGUCAAAAGGAAAAGAAAAGAAACAAUCAGGUUUUAAGGACAAGGAUAAUAUUUUUGUUUUCUUUGAGCACCAUGGGUAUUUGUUUAUAAGGGGCUUAACCAGCAAUAUUAUUUUUUUAGUUUCGGUUUUAAGGGAAUGUAGUCCUAAAAUAAACAGAACUGUAAGGGGUGGAGAGGAGGGAAGAGAUCCUGUGGUAAUCCAUGUUGCCCGUCUGGGGUAUGUGAGAUAUGCUCCUCAGAAGGAUGGGGAUUCUGGGCUGGGGAUGUGGCUCAAGCGGUAGCGCGCUCGCCUGGCAUGCGUGCGGCCCGGGUUCGAUCCUCAGCACCACAUACCAACAAAGAUGUUGUGUCCGCCGAGAACUAAAAAAUAAAUAUUAAAAAUUCUCUCUAUCUCUCUCUCUCCUCUCUCACUCUCUCUUUAAAGAAAAAAAAAAGAAGGAUGGGGAUUCUUAGGCCUGGGCAAUGUCCCAGCACAAUGGGAACUAACCCUAUUGUAUGGGAAAGACUACAGAAAGUGCCAAAGACUGACACUAAUCAAUCUAUGGGCCCUUGAGAGAAGGGGGACGUGUAGGAUAAAGAUAGACAACUAAACAAAGAUCUGUGUGGUAACCACAUAUUACCCUGUCUGGGCCACUGCUCCCACUCUCAGGAACCAGACUUUAUGGUUUAGGACAUGCUGUCCCUCCUGCCAAGUUAAUAAUUUCCUCCCCCAGCCAGAAUCCUGCCCCAGGCAGGAAUAUAGCUCCACACUCACAGCAAAUUCCUCAGACUGCCUGUCAAAACCAUCCUGCUGUUCAGGAUCAAACUCUUUCCUAGGGUUUUAGGCAUCCUUCAAGAACCACCCCUCUCUCCCGAAUUCAAUAAUGAAGGCCUAUAUGCUUGUAGAUGUGCUUAUCAUGGUGGCCUUCACAGUGGGAAAGGGUCCUGUCCCCCAGGUCCGGACCUGCCACUUGUGCCUCUUAGAAGAUCCUUCUGUAGGAUGCAUUUCGGGCUCCGAGAAGUGUACUAUCAGCAGCUUAUCCCCAUGCAUGGUGAUCACCAUCUAUAUUAAUAACAAGGUUCGCUUCAUCAUCCGAGGCUGUGGACAGUACAAUUCUUACCGCUGCCAAGAAAAACACAGCACCUACUUGGCAGGGUACUGGUAUGAGGCCCAGUGCUGCCAGUAUGAUUACUGCAACGCCUGGUUCAGCCCCCAACUCCAGAGCUCCCUGCCUGAGUCCCGCAAAAGACCCAUAAUCCGGCCCCUGUCCAACCCCCAGAUCCACCAGUUCUACCAGGCCCUGAACCUCUCAUUGCCCCUGCCUAGCUUUGAUGCUGGGAAGGAGCCUAAAGGCCAGGAGACCCUGUUCACUCUGCCCCUGGAGCUGGGCUUGUCCAUUGCUGACCUACGCCACAUGUACUUGUUCCUCAACAGUUCAAGAGUUCUGGUUCUUCCCCAGGCUGGACCCUGACAUCUUUCCCUUUCAAAAUUCCACUCUGUUCCAGAGCCUUUCCUCAACACCUCCAGCAUCUUGCAGUACCCUCUGAGAAUAUCACAUCCUCUGACCCCUGUGAUCUCUUAGGCCUCCCUCCUUUGGACCUCCAGUGUCUAUAUGGUUUUCAUUUAAUUUCCUCCCAGGAACCCUGGUGCUGCUCUUUUUUCCUCCAUUACUAAUAAAGAAUCUCAAAUGUGAAUUCUUCCCAGUCUGACCUGAAAAAGGCACAGAGGUUCCCAUCAUCUGAGUGUUUCACCAUCUUCCCCUCUUCUCAGUCUGGUCACCUGCCACAUCUACUCAGAUCUGGCACUAUAUCCCCUUUCUUUUGCCUGUCUCUAAGAGUUGGUGCCAGACUGAACUAGCAGAAGAAAGGACUAAGGGUAGAUUGCUGUGAAGAUUUCCUGACAUAGCAAUCUGAUGUUUCUGCCUCAUUGCCUCUUCCAUCUCCUCUUCCAUCCUACUUUCCUGCUGCCUGUGUCUUUUCUUUUCACAGUAUUUCUCCUCCUCAGCCCCAUUUCUCCUCACUGAGUACUGAUACCCAUGUCCAUUAGUGCCUGGUGAAAGGAAAGAGAGGGUCUGUCCUACUCUGCUCUACAUCCCCCAUUUCCCUCCACAAUAAACAGACUGGGCUACUAAA
Molecule: messenger RNA, 2126 nt
Organism: Ictidomys tridecemlineatus (thirteen-lined ground squirrel)
Lineage: Eukaryota; Metazoa; Chordata; Mammalia; Rodentia; Sciuridae
Gene: Ly6g5b
Product: lymphocyte antigen 6 family member G5B
Cellular component (GO): external side of plasma membrane
Source: RefSeq, a predicted model, not a curated record